AUGGCCGCCCGAAGCCGCCUUCCGCUGCCUACUUCCGUCCGCUUCAUGGGAGACGGAGGAGAUCAGAAGGAGGGCGGCGAGACCAAGUACCGGGGCGUCCGGCGCCGCCCGUGGGGGAAGUACGCGGCGGAGAUCCGCGACCCUGGCCGUCACGGCGCCCGCGUCUGGCUCGGCACCUUCGGCACCGCCGAGGAGGCGGCCCGAGCCUACGACGAGGCCGCUUACCAGAUGAGGGGCGAUCUCGCGGUGCUGAACUUCCCGGAAGAGGUCCGUUCUCGCCGCCGUCGCGUUGCGGUCUCGCCGUCGACGAGCCGAGCUCGCGGGAGCCCCGCGGCUGCCGCCGGGGAGCAGGUGAUCGAGCUGGAGUGCUUGGACGACAAGGUGUUGGAGGAGCUUCUCCGGUCGAGCGAAGCGUCAGAAGAAGAAGAAGCGAAGGCUUCGGAUGGUAAAUAA
Musa acuminata AAA Group (dessert banana) is the source of this 453-nucleotide messenger RNA. RefSeq names its product ethylene-responsive transcription factor 14-like. The coding region runs from base 1 to 453 and encodes 150 amino acids. NCBI's taxonomy places the organism in Eukaryota, Viridiplantae, Streptophyta, Magnoliopsida, Zingiberales, Musaceae. The transcript has a single exon. Gene Ontology annotation, biological process: ethylene-activated signaling pathway; regulation of DNA-templated transcription. Gene Ontology annotation, molecular function: DNA-binding transcription factor activity; DNA binding. The record is from RefSeq and is a predicted model, not a curated record.